Molecule: messenger RNA, 1341 nt
Organism: Symphalangus syndactylus (siamang)
Lineage: Eukaryota; Metazoa; Chordata; Mammalia; Primates; Hylobatidae
Product: homeobox protein Hox-B7-like
Biological process (GO): regulation of transcription by RNA polymerase II; anterior/posterior pattern specification
Cellular component (GO): nucleus
Molecular function (GO): DNA-binding transcription factor activity, RNA polymerase II-specific; RNA polymerase II cis-regulatory region sequence-specific DNA binding
Source: RefSeq, a predicted model, not a curated record
AUGCACUGCGCGUCCUUUGAGCAGAACCUCUCCCGGGUGUCUUUGGGCGACUCCGCCAAGGCGGCGGGCGCCAAGGAGCAGAGGGACUCGGACUUGGAGGCCAAGAGUAACUUCUGGAUCUACAACCUAGAUGUGAAGCUCAGAGUGCUCCCAGCGGGAGGUCGGUCCUGGAAGGCUGCACCCAGCAGGCCGUCCCCGCCCCCAUAUUUGCUGGUGCGCUCAGGCUCCCUCUGCUUCCCAGUGGAUCUCUCUUUGCUGACACCACGGCGCUGCGAGCCCCCAGCCCGCCCCUACCCUUCCUCUCAGGCUUUUAGCUUUAAAUCUUUAUCAGGAGCCCUGGCACGGGCUGGAGACAAGGCCACGAACUUGGGGGCUAGCCCCAAAGUCCGGAAGACCCAAGACUCAUGGUCGGAGGCACCCAACCCAGCAAAAGUCAGGGGCCAGAAGGAGCCGAGCUCUCACACCAUCAGAAUCGACCGCAAACAAGGCCGCCAGACCUACACCCGCUACCAGACCCUGGAGCUGGAGAAAGAAUUUCACUACAAUCCGUACCUGACGCUGCGGCGGCGCCUGGAGAUCGCGCAUGCGCUCUGCCUCACGGAAAGACAGCUCAAGACUUGGUUUCAGAACCCGCCCAUAAAGUGGAAAAAGGAGAACAAGACCGCGGGCCCCGGGACAACCGGCCAGGACAAGGCUGAAGCACAGGAGGAAGAGGAAGAGUGAGGGAUGGAGAAAGGGCAGAGGAAGAGACAUGAGAAAGGGAGAGGAGGAGAAGCCCAGCUCUGGGAACUGAAUCAGGAAACUCAAAUAGGGAAGUGGAAAAAAAAACCUAUUUAAAUGAAAGGAGUUUAAAAACAUUUUUUAAGGAGGGAGAAAGGGGAAAAUUUGGUUUUUCAACACUGAAAAAAUAAAGAGAAGGGGAAGCAACGGCUCUCACGUUGGGACAAUAUUGUCCGGAAGCUGAAGAAGAAACUGAAUGCUCCUUGUUUCCUCCUACGCAUUCCUUUCAAUCCGGAGGGGGGAAAAAAUCCCAAGUUCUGCAAAGGUAAAGGAGAUUCUACAAUUUUCUUCUUGUUCUUUUGCAUCGCUUUUGUGGCGGGGUGGGGCUUGGGUUUUUCUCCCCCCUCCCCCGCUCCAAGACGGGGCUGAACCCCAUCUCUGGGCGCUGCAGGGAGAAGCUUCCCAGGAAAUUUGGUGGUGGAGAGAGGGGUGGCUGCUUCCUGGAGGGGGGGCCAAGGCAGGGAAAGUGGGAAGAGGAAUCAAAAGGGGGCCAGGAGACCAGCUCUAAGUCGCCUUUUUAAGCUUGGAGGAGAGACUCAAGCAAGGGGGCUGUGAAAGAGA